Molecule: messenger RNA, 1566 nt
Organism: Anneissia japonica
Lineage: Eukaryota; Metazoa; Echinodermata; Crinoidea; Comatulida; Comatulidae
Product: WSC domain-containing protein ARB_07867-like
Cellular component (GO): plasma membrane
Source: RefSeq, a predicted model, not a curated record
ACCUGUAUAAUUAUUCUAGUUACUGCCUAUAUAUAUGUGUAUAUUUCUGAAAGUUGAUAUUGCAGUUAAUUGAUGUUCAACUUGCUAGUGUCUCUUGUCAAAUUCCGAGUGAAGAUUUCUUAACUGGCUAAUUUAACAAGUUUUUCAUUAUGGACUGUAAGUUGAUUUUCGUCUUUGUGUUUCUCGGAACGUUUUCUGCGAUCCUCGCAGAAGUUUACAAAGGCUGUUUUCAGGACAAGCCAGAAAGAGCGAUGCCGUCAGAUUACACCGAAUCUGGAUCCAUGACUAUAGAUCAGUGUAUUACACAUUGCCAUGGUCGUGGUCAUAUGUACGCAGGUUUACAGUAUGGAAAGGAAUGUUUUUGUGGCGGCAAUACAUAUUCCAAGUACGGCCGAGUACCAGACACGAAUUGCAAUGUAAAAUGUGCAGGGAAUUCGCAGGAAAUCUGUGGCGGUACUUGGAAGAUUUCUGUAUAUGCUACUGAAGUUGUUUACGAAGGCUGUUUUCAGGACAAGCCAAAAAGAGCGAUGCCGUCAGAUUACAUCAAAUCUGGAUCCAUGACUAUAGGUCAGUGUAUUACACAUUGCCAUGGUCAUGGUCAUAUGUACGCAGGUUUACAGUAUGGAAUGGAAUGUUUUUGUGGCGACAAUACAUAUUCCAAGUACGGCCGAGUACCAGACACGCAUUGCAAUGUAAAAUGUAGAGGGAAUUUGCAGGAAACAUGUGGCGGUACUUGGAAGAUCUCUGUAUAUGCUACUGAAGAGUUGGUGACUAAAGGGCUUAAGGUCGCACAGAGUUCUUUUGGAUGGGGCGGUAUCCCAGUGAGAGCAAUUGAUGGUAACAUUGCUGCCAACUACAACCAACAAAGCUGUACACACACACUGCGACAACCUGACAAUUGGUGGAGAGUGGAUCUAGGAAAAUCCUACAAGGUUAAUAAAGUAAAAAUUUACAAUCGAGCAGAUUGCUGCAAGGAUCGAUUGAAUGGCGCCACCGUUCGUGUCGGAGAUAACGCUAAAGGUAUGCUGACUAAUGCCGUAUGUGGAGAUCCAAUAAAAGAUGCAGGCUUCAGCUCCGUGAUUGAUCGAGAGUGUGAACUUAAUGGACAAUACGUUAGUGUUUCGCUGAAGAACGAAUACCUGACGCUUUGUGAGGUCGAGGUUUGGGGAGAAGAUUUGUAAUAUGGAUGUACUGUGGUUGAUAUUCACUGGUAUUUAUAGCCAACCAAAAUGAUCCAUUAGAUGUAUAAUGACGUCAUCAUAUUUAACUGGAAGUUCUUUACAAUUACCUAAAAUAAUAUAAGAGGCUUUUAGAUAUUUUAUGCGACUCUAUUUUAAUGAAAUUUGAUAGUGCAUAGACAAAGCUUUAUGCUGGGUCAAACAUCUAUUCUGCUAGGGUUAAGUUUAUGAUUAUGGUUAGGGUUAAGUGGCUGUUAUAAACAAUUUUGUCCAUAUCAUUUUGGGUUCUAACAUCUACCGUAUUCUGCUAGGGUUUAUCAGCAAUAUGCAGUAGAACAGUUGCUCAUUCAUGACGUAAUAAAAAUCAAAUAAAUCUCAAUGAUGUAAA